This is a messenger RNA of Copidosoma floridanum, 4118 nucleotides long. RefSeq lists its product as uncharacterized. Gene Ontology annotation, molecular function: calcium ion binding. The record is from RefSeq and is a predicted model, not a curated record. NCBI's taxonomy places the organism in Eukaryota, Metazoa, Arthropoda, Insecta, Hymenoptera, Encyrtidae.
ACCAAAGUUGGACAAUACUUACUCUUUCGGCUGUCUUUCUUUUCCCGCUUUUUCGGUUUUUUCUUUUUCCCAUACAUUUUUCUUUGUCUCCUCUGGCCUGUAACAUGAUUUCUGUGCGCGAGUGCGUGGCCAUCGCUACGUGUGGCACGACGACACGUCUGCUGUUGUUGCUCGCCUCUGCUGCGCUACUCGUCUCUACUGGAUCAUGCCAGAAUGCAGAGCCAAACAGGCGCCCCAACAAUUUCAGGAAUUCGCAUGUUGCCAUGGACUACAACGGCCGGAAUGACGAAACGUGGCAGAGGCGCCUCGAGGGAUCGACAAGUCCUGAGUCAUCCUCGGAGGACGAGCUAGUCCCAUCGAGGGAGGAGGUGGCUCGACCGUCACUAAGCCACGCGGGAGGAACCGGGAACGAAGAUGGACCUCUGCUGCUGCUACCUUCGAGUCACGGGAAAUUCCAGCCGGAGCUCUACAGUAAAAAUUCUCGUCAAGCGCAGAAAGACCGUCGCCGGAAGAAGCGCCGACGAGGCAAGCAGCCCUGGAGCGGAGAAACCGACGAGCCGGAGAGCGAGAACCUGGUGAACGUCGGCGGUCGAUUUCGGGGGAAGAAGAAGCAGAGCGGCGAGGACGCCCCGUCAUUGACCAGCAGCUCGUCGACGAACGGGAUGAGGAAGCCGGGGAGUAGCAGGGCAGGUAAAUACAGGGAGGAGCGUCGAAGGCGCAGGAGGAACAGGAAGCGCACGCGGAGUCGAGUGAGGCUUGAGAACAGGAGGGAGGAGCGCAAGUGGCGGGACAACCCGAUUGUCAGGCUGAUCAAGAUACUCAACGAGCAGAAAAUCGACGAGGCCAGGAUGCUCAGCGAGAACCCCUUGAAUCUGUCGAGCACGGCUAGAUUAGCUGGCACUGCUGCACCUGCACGGGUCCCAGACGUCUUGAACGCCACCUCGUCGUCCAGCUUGUUUUCCCAGCUGACGACCGAACCACGUGUUCCUGUACUACCAGAGCCCACCAUCCGAUACCACAACCAGCCCAGCGACGUCGAGCGAGAGUUCUCGAGGCAAGUGGAACGUGAGUACACGCGCGCCCAGUUGACCGAGAAGUCAUUGUCAGAAGAAGGCGAUGAGGAGGAGGACGGUGAGGAGAUCGGGGAGUCUCCCAGGUUUGACGAGCAGUACGCCCAGGUGGCAAAACAGCCCAGCGCACCAUUUGACCCCGAAAGGAUGCUAGGCUACUCGAGGACGGACGAGGACCUGCCGAUCUUGGACAUGGAGAACGAGGUACUGCAGAGGACCAUCAAGGACUACAACGCCUACAUGCAGAGCUCGAGUCUGGCCAGGAAUAAGGAGCAGGUGCAGAGCCCCGAUCGUGGACAGUUCAUUCCUGAACCAUCCCCAUCCUCGUCUUUGAGGUCAAUGGAGCCCAUGGCCCCACCAGAGAGCGAAGACGAGCUGCGUGGCGACCUUUCCUGCAUAAAUGGCACCUUCAUGCCAGCGCCGCUCGUACAGCACGCGGUCAUCAAAUAUGUUAAGUCCUCGAGCCCGAGUCCUGAGUACCUCGAGGCCGACUACGAGUGCGAACAUGGCUAUGAUAUGCUGGGCAACGGCAGCAAUCGGCUACUUUGCCGGGACCGGCGCUGGAUCGGUAAGCUUCCCGUGUGCAAGUAUCGGGUGGACGACGAGGGUAGCUGCGCCGAGUUGGGCUGCGAUCAACUGUGCAGGAUUGUGGCCGGCAGGGCCGAGUGCCUCUGCCGCGAGGGAUACCGUCUUGAGGAUCGCAAGUGCAUUGACAUCGACGAGUGUCUGGCAAACGAGGGUCGCGGUCCCUGCGAGGACACGUGUCGCAACGUCGCGGGUGGCUACUUUUGCUCCUGCGAGGGGCUCCCAAUGGCCACUCUCGCGCCGGACAACCACAUGUGUCAGGAGCCACCGGCAACGACUGCCCGGGACACUGGGGACGGGGUGGACGGAAGCCUAUGCAAUUACGACAACGCCGGGUGCUCGCACACGUGUCUCGCGAGCAUGGGUCGGGUCUUCUGCCUCUGUCCCUACGGCUUCAUGCUCGAGGACGACUGGAAGACCUGUCAAGACGUCGACGAGUGUGCUGUACCGGAUCUUCAGACGGAAGUCUGCCGGUGGGGCUGCAUCAACACCCCAGGCUCGUACAGAUGCACUCAACCACCUUUGCACGUGACUGCCCAGGACCUGGUCUGGGCAACUGUGGCUAAAAAUAAAGGUGACUGCCGGUUCGGAUUUGAGCCUUCCGACAACAAGAGCUGCAUUGACGUAGACGAGUGCUCGAUAGAGAACGGCGGCUGCAGCGAGGUGUGCGAGAACACCGAGGGCAGCUACUUUUGUGCCUGCGAGGGCGACGAGAGAGUCCUGGCCCCGGACAGACGGAGCUGCGUAGGUGAGGACUCCGGCGUCACGUGCUCGCUCCUCAACCCAGCGGGCCGGGGUCAGCUCAUCUGCUCGGACACCGGCUAUGAAUAUCCCUGGAGGAGGAGGAGGAGGAGCAAAAACAAGCCCGGGACAAAGUGUCACCUCAAGUGUCCCCGUGGGUACGAGCUUCACGGGGAGUUUGAGCUCACCUGUUUGGCCGAUGGCACCUGGGACGGGCCCAAACACGGCGAGUGCCUACGGUACAGCAAGCCGAGGCUGGAUUGUCCGAAGGACGUGAUUGCCGAGCUGCCCCCGGGCAGGGACGAGGCUUUCGUGACAUACGACCAGCCAUCGACGGAUCUGGAUUGGUUCCGCUACGUGCGCUCGAAGCCGUCCUGGGGCACGAGGCUGGAGGCCAAUCUCAAGAGGGGCACCCACGAGAUCACCUUCUUGGCCCGGCAUCCGGUAUCUAAGAAGCAGGCCACCUGCACCCUCAAGAUCAACGUUCAAGAGGGACAAGCACCGAAGGUCCAGGGUUGCCCAGGAGAUAUCGAGAUCACGGGGAAAAAUGGCUCGGCGAUCACAUGGAUCGAGCCGGUUUUCACGGAUAACGUCAAGGUCACUCGUGUGACAAGCAACGAGAGUCCAGGUCGCACCUUCAGCAUCGGUGGGCACAAGAUUGAGUACGAGGCGGCAGAUGACGCUGGCUGGACUACCAAGUGCAUCUUCACUGUUGUGCUGCGACCAGUUAGCGGUUAAAUAAAAGAAAUGAAAAAAAUCAGAAAAAAAAAAAUAAAUGUCACCGUCGACGAGGUGAGGAAAGUCCUGGACUGGAAGGCAAUAUAAAUGGAAAUUAUGGGAGGGAAAAAGCGAGGAUGGCUUGGUCGCAAUUUUUCGCUACCAAGAGAAACGCUAAUGGAUUUUUUGCGGACCACGACGCUGAUGUGAGCCGAACAAAUCUGAUGCCACUGACUUCAGGCUACGCAGAGAAGCCGAGUUGCUCAUUAUUGUACUGACUAUCCGAGCGGUUUUUUAAAUUUUUUUAUUUUCAAGCAGUUUAUAAACAGCUCGUUUGGAAUUUGAAGUUUGAUCGGGUAAUUUGUGUCUGUUAGUUGAUACUAAUUGUCUACUGAUUGGCAGAACCGUUCCCGCUAUAUUGGUAAGGUACAAGUAAUGUGUAAAUAUUUAUGAAUAUUGCAACGGUGGAUUAAACUUAUCAUACUAAAGAUACUGAAACCCUUUACUGCCACACACAUAUAAUACAAAAAUAAAAGGUUUUGUUAAAUUUAAUUUUUAAAUGAAAGUAUGCACUUAAUCCUGACUCUUUUCGUAUCGUUACGACAUAUGAGCACGUGAUGUUUCGCACUUUAAUUUUAACAGUUACUUAUUUCAUUUAAAGAUUACCAGAACUCAAAAUAUUUUAAUAUAUACAUAAAUAUAUUCCAAAGAUUCGUUAUAAACAUAUAUUUAUUCUAGUAUUGUAAACACGUAAAGUAUAAGCAUAUUUUUUACAAUAAAAACUACCACACAAUGUUAAAGUGUUGUAAUAUUAUAAUAAUAAAUUGGAAAGAUUUAGAACUUAGUAAUAUUUGUAUUUCAAGUAAUAAAAUUAUUUUAAGAUGGCUAAGUCUCUAAUACCAAACCUAUGUGAAACUUUGACAGUAUUAAAUGUAGAUGUGUGUUGUGAUUGAAAAUUUUCAGAAGAAGAAGACAGUUGUGUAAUAAAAACUACAAUAAUUAUAA